AUGCAACGGAACUAUAUUUUUCCGGAAGAGGACCUCCCUGAGGCUGACGGUCCCUCGCCCUACCAACGACACCUGUCAUCCUCGAGGACGAUGAUUCGAUUCCCCAGGAGUCUUUGGGAGGUCGGUAACCGAAAAGUACAUGGGAAGCCUCGUGGUCCCUACUUUUUCCAGAACAUGAGAUUCUUUUCACAUUUCCGACCAGAUGGACUUCAGAGAACUGGUCGCAACCCUGAGUUUUACCUAGAAAGACAGCAUGGCCCAGAACAAAGAAUCCCUGAGGAAGACUUGUAUCGAUACACCAGACAUCGAUGGCUCGAACUUGAAAAGCGCUAUUUGAAAUUCAACUUACAACAACUUCUCGACAUCGCCAUUGAUGUCUGCGAUGGGGCCCAGUAUUGCACCAGAAUUACCAAGUGCGUGGAAGGCCUGCAUAAUAAAGCCUUCAUCUUGAAAAUGGAUAAUGGGUCAGAAGUCUUCGCGAAACUCCCAAAUCCCAACGCCGGACCUGCACAUUUUUCGGUUGCUUCUGAGGUCGCCACGCGUGAGCUGCUUCGUGAUGUAUUCGAUAUUCCCAUUCCUCGGGUGUUGUCUUGGUCUUCCGAUGCGGCGAACAAUUUAGUCGAGGCCGAAUAUAUCAUUGAGGAGAAGGCCCCUGGUGUCCGACUGGGUUCUGUGUGGAAUCGGUGGCCUCGGCAGCUGAAGCUACAACUAAUAACUCAAGUGGUUGACAUAGAGAAGAAGUUGACCACCAUUACCUUUGACAAGCACGGUUGCAUCUAUUUCAAAGAAGACUUGCGCUCACUUGUCGGGGAAGCAGAAGACAUUCAUACACAGAGUGGUGGAUCCGACGUCCUCGAACGAUUUUCCAUUGGGCCGUUGACCACGAACGAACUGUGGAGUGGAACUAGGAGGAACAUGAAUUUGGAUCGUGGCCCUUGGAAACAUGCGUUGGAAUACACCCGUGCGAUCGGCCACAAUGAAAUGAUGUGGAUCAAGACGCAUGCUGUUCCCCGACAGAACUAUUACCGGCCGAACCAGAACGAAGAAGUUCCCGAAGAUGGUAUCUCACUCUUGGAGAAAUAUAUGAACGUCUCCUCCUAUCUUGUCCCCCAGCCAAGCGAUAAACCGUCCUCUGCCAACGUUCUUUGGCAUCCGGACCUUCACCUGGAUAACAUUUUCGUUGAUCCAGAUACUUGUCGGAUCACCCGCAUCGUGGACUGGCAAUCAGCGUGCGUUGCUCCGUUGUUUUAUCAAUCUGGCGUUCCCAGAAUGUGUAGACAUCCUGGGCCUGUUCGGGAAGGCUGGGUCGUCCCUGGACGACCAGAGGAGUUUGAGAGCUUGAGUAAAGACGAACAGAAGCAGGUUGAUGACGAUUUGGAAAGCGAAACCAUUCACAAAUACUACGAGGCGCAGGUGUAUAAGCGAGCGCCUCUUCAUUGGGCUGUGCUCCAGCAACCGGCAACCUCUAUCCUCCGGAAACCUGUUUGGCUCGUGACCGGAGUGUGGGAAAACCGAGACCUUUUCUUCCUCCGCGAAGCACUCAUGAACAUUACAGCUCACUGGAGCGAGUUUUUCCCAAACACCCCUUGCCCGAUCGAUUUCAGCAGCGAGGAUAUCGAGCUCCAGUCCAAGGAAGAGGAAAACAUCAAUGGGGUCGGGCGUAUGUUGUUAUUGUUCCGAGAGCAAGCUGUACUCCCUGUGGAUGGGAUGGUUGAUCCUGAAGACUACGAUCUGGCCCGUGAGAAUAGUCGCAAGUUCAAAGAUACCUUCAUUGGGCUGGCGAAGGAUGAAGAAGAAAAGGAGCUGUUCAGGAAUCUAUGGCCAUACUAG
Penicillium bovifimosum is the source of this 1830-nucleotide messenger RNA. RefSeq lists its product as uncharacterized. The transcript is spliced from 6 exons. Gene Ontology annotation, cellular component: mitochondrion. The coding region runs from base 1 to 1830 and encodes 609 amino acids. The record is from RefSeq and is a predicted model, not a curated record. Lineage: Eukaryota; Fungi; Ascomycota; Eurotiomycetes; Eurotiales; Aspergillaceae.